GCUGGUGCUGUUGGAAUGAUCAAUGAAAAGGAGGUCUACGUGGUCGGCCGCUCCCUAUUGGUCGACAGACAGAGUAUCCCGAGGAGAACCCUCCUACCCAGCGAUCAGUCUGUGAUAGCAGCUACGGUUCAGGCGAUAUUUGAAUCAGCUGGGCAGUGGAACCUUGAGGAAACAAGUCAUAUUUGUAAAAAGAGCUCCAGGACCAGGGUCGAGAUGGAUGUGUUCAUGAAAGGGUUGUCCAAAGCUAAAGACGGCAUGGCUAUCGCCGCGGAGAAGACUAAGGAGGGAGCUGCGCUGGCGGCGGAAAAGACCAAGGAAGGCGCCAUGUUUAUCGGCACCAAGGCCAAAGAUGGUGUUGGUUCAGCGAAGGACCUUGCUGGUGGAGCCAUGGGGAAUAUCGCUGCUGCCACCGGCCUGGGGAAGAAGGACGAGUUCCCAUCUGACAUGAACCCUGAGGAGUAUAGGCAGGAGGCCAUGGAAGGAGAGACACAAAGAGAUCAUCUGGAAGGAGAGACAUAUGACGAGAACCAGCAGGAGCAGGACCAGGACUACGAACAAGAAGCAUAAAACCAUCAGUCCAAUUCUCCAUCCAACCAGCAGCACAAUACCGACAUGUAUUCAAAUAAAAAGGACAAAUGCUGAAACUACGACAACAAUACAAAUCUAAUCCUGUUGCAAAAAAAAGUACAAAAUCCACCAACAAGAAUUCCACCUGAGACAAAACAUUCCUCCUCCUUCUUCAAGACGAAUCUUUUAUGAUAAUCGAUGCUAUAUUGUAAAUGUCCUGUUACUGCUGUAAUGUGUUGGGUCGUGUAGUUGUUUCUUGAGGUGUAGAAGAGCCGCCCGCUGUCUCGAGUCUCGUUUCCUUGAUUCCCUCCCAAUGGAACGAGAACCCCGGACCAGGCCUAUGGCUUGUGACCAUAGAAAUACAAUCCAUAGAACAGGCCUCCCCAUUCAAGACUGGACUCUAUUUCUAUGCUUGUGACUCUUUGUGUGUUUCUGUAUUUAUAAAUGUGAGAUAAUAAUAGGUGUAUUUUUCUCAUCUUUCUCAUGUACUUUUGGAGCAAGUUUUUAUUUAUUUAACGUAUUUUUACGUCAGAGUUUUAUACAUUGUAUCUUUAUAGUUGCUUGUGAAAUCAUUCUGGUGGAACUAUCUGUUAGAAAUGGAUAAACUAUGUGUGUGUGUGUGUGUGUG
Messenger RNA from Oncorhynchus tshawytscha (Chinook salmon), 1195 nucleotides. RefSeq names its product beta-synuclein-like. The transcript has 6 exons. Gene Ontology annotation, molecular function: cuprous ion binding. The record is from RefSeq and is a predicted model, not a curated record. Gene Ontology annotation, cellular component: neuronal cell body; axon terminus; cytoplasm. NCBI's taxonomy places the organism in Eukaryota, Metazoa, Chordata, Actinopteri, Salmoniformes, Salmonidae. Bases 16 to 567 code for a protein of 183 amino acids. Gene Ontology annotation, biological process: synaptic vesicle endocytosis; chemical synaptic transmission; synapse organization.